AUGGUUUAUGCAAUGCCAACAUUGUUUCGUAUGGCAACACCACAAGCAACAACAAUUACAACAACAACAAUCGAAGCAGUAGCCGCACUUGCAGAACAACAAGAUACAAUGCCAUUAAAUAUAAUACAGCACAAACAACACUUGGCACGUGAUGAUGAUUAUGAUGAUGAUAAUGACGCAGGCGAGGUAACUAAACCGCCACCGAAUUUGAAAAAUAUUCAACAAUUAAGUGAUAACAGUCCUAUUAAAUCUUUUAAUAAUGAAUAUGCUAGAGAUAACAAAGGCCACAAAACAAGAACUAUCAAUGUAACCCAUUUACCGAACUAUUUGCUACACAGUAGUGAUAAUAAUCACAACAACAAGAAUAAUAUUAAUAGUGGCAAUAAGGCUACGAAUGAAUUACAGCAACAUCAGAGUGACAACAAUAAAAUGUUGAUGACAAUGACUUCAAGUGACGAACAAAUAUACAAUGCUCAACGUUUAAAAAUUUUAAAUCUUAUAUCAAACAAACGUAAACGCAAAAAAGUCGAUAUAAUGGAAGUGAAAAAUGAUGAAGUUACUUUUCGUAUAACAACUUCAUUAAUAACACUUUAUAAAAACCAGCAUCGCAUCGAUAAUAACAAAAACAAUUUUAAUAACAGAGAUAUAGCAACAUCAUCAACAAGUUCAACAAGAGAUGCUGUUAGCGGAACGAAUGUUAUAUCUACAACAACAUCACCAUCAGCAGAAUUAAUCAAUAAUUUUAAAAAUUUUUUAUCAUUUAAAUUUUCAUCAUCACAUCACACAGCUAUAUUAUCACGUACCGUACGCAAUGCGCGUUCCCAAGAUCCAACAACAACAAUAACCUUAAAUAAUAAUAACAAAAACUCUAUACGCCGUACUAGUAGUCAAAGUAAUGGUGGUAAUAUAGUUCGUAGAUCAUCGGAUAAUAUUGGUAAUGGUGUUGUUGGCUUGAAAUCAAAAAGACUGAAUAAUUCUAGAAACAUAAACAAUAGCAACAAUAAACAACAACAAACAAGUAAUUUAGAUCGUAACGAACGAUCUACAAUAUCGCAUCUAUCAGGACCAGCACGUAAAAUACGAUUAUUUAUUAAGAAUCGUUUCCUGCAACUCAUGCCGGAUGGUACUGUGAAUGGUACACUGAGUGAACAAAGUGAUUACAGUUGUAUAGUCCGCUCAAAUGGCUUAAAUAUUCCCAUAUAUAAGGAUCGUAAGACCACACUUUAA
Molecule: messenger RNA, 1227 nt
Organism: Teleopsis dalmanni
Lineage: Eukaryota; Metazoa; Arthropoda; Insecta; Diptera; Diopsidae
Product: myb-like protein D
Exons: 4
Coding region: 1-1227 (408 amino acids)
Source: RefSeq, a predicted model, not a curated record